AUGAAUAUGGGCAUGUACUGUUUCCUGUCCGUGUACCUGCGUGUAGCUACCACUGGGGCACGAAGACACAGCGGAUCGUCCUCACGUGGGUCUCCUCGCCUCUCCACCGACUACAGCUGCUGGGGUAGCGGACUCACGAUAACGGCUAGGCGUACUGCAUCGACCGGCAGCGGUUUCCAAGAUAACGCCGGGGACCAAACCCUCUCGGCUGGCUCGUUGAUUCAACAGAGGGGCAGAAGUGUCACGCCGUCAUGCCCGGGUCGAGCGCUGCCCUUUCCUCGACGCCCGUUGGCAAUCGACAACCGGACCGGGGCGCCCCUUUUCAUAUGUGGCAUUGGAAAUGGACUUGUCAUCUUUGUGACCGGCUACAAAAUGAAGACGACCGUCAACUCCAUUUGGUUUCUCAACUUGGCGAUUGCAGACUUCCUUUUUUUAUGUUCUUGUAUAUUUUGGGACUGGAACAAACUCAUUAAUGCAUGUUUGACUUUUGUUUGUGCGCUAAAUUUGUUUUCAAGUAUUUUCUUUCUGACAGUUAUCAGUGUGGAUCAAUGUCUGUGCACAUAUUUUGUUGUUUGGGUUCAGAACAAACGAACUUUAGUCAAAGCCAGAAUCAUCAGUGUAUUUGUGUGGAUUUUAUCAAUCUGCUGCAGCAUCCCUGUUGGCAUUGAUCAGUAUGUACUUAAAGAUGAAAAUGUCAUCAAUGUCUAUACAUCUCUGCACACAUACCUGUUCAUUGUUGGAUUUUUUAUUCCCUUUAAAAUCAUUGCAUCUUCAUACAUAGCUAUUGGUGUGCAGGUAAAACGUCUCAAAACAGGAAAGCAGCUUCGGCCUUACCGGAUCAUAUCUGUGAUUCUGGCUUUUUUCAUAUGCUGGUUUCCUCAUCAUGUACAUAGUUUGUGUUUAAUAAGUGCAUAUAAGUAUAACUGGAGUGCCAGUGCUAUAGAGAAAAUCAUUGCUGCAGAACCUUUUGUAGACUGCCUGGCUUAUUUUAACAGUUGUCUGAACCCCAUUCUCUAUGUGUUCAUGUGUGAUGAGUAUAAGAAGAAACUUAAAAAGUCUCUCUUGCUGGUGUUUGAGGCGGCUUUUUCUGAAGAGCAUCUGAGUUUAAGAUCAACUCCACUUCCUCAAAACGCUCAAUGUCAGCAGGUACUACGUGUACAGACAGAAGAAACAACCAUCUGAACAAAACAAUUUUAGACUUCAGUCUUUAGAUGAUUGGAAAUAUAUAUUUGCAAUUUGGAGAUAAAGAUUUAUUUAAUAAAAUUAACUCUCUCACUGAA
Misgurnus anguillicaudatus (oriental weatherfish) is the source of this 1280-nucleotide messenger RNA. The record is from RefSeq and is a predicted model, not a curated record. Lineage: Eukaryota; Metazoa; Chordata; Actinopteri; Cypriniformes; Cobitidae.